CCAUUCAGCUCCCGCAGAGAAGCCAGAAGCCUGGACCGCCGUCGUAGGCAGAGGACAACUAGGGGACAGCAGGGAUUCUGCCCUCCCUCCCCGGAGCGCUUUCCCGCCAGCCAAACCCCACUCACCAGGUGGCCAUGGCCUCACUGCCCACUCGGGGCCCCGGGUUCCUUGACUUAUUCUCCCGGCUACCCCCGGUGGCCGCUACCCCAGCCAACCGGAGCUCUGAGGGCAAUGGCACCGCGGUCGGGCCAGACGCUCAGGCAGUCACGCCCUUCCAGAGCCUGCAGCUGGUACAUCAGCUGAAGGGGCUUAUCGUGCUGCUCUACAGCAUCGUGGUGGUCGUGGGGCUGGUGGGCAACUGCCUGCUGGUGCUGGUGAUCGCGCGGGUGCGCCGGCUGCACAACGUGACCAACUUCCUCAUUGGCAACCUGGCCUUGUCCGACGUACUCAUGUGCGCCGCCUGCGUGCCUCUCACGCUGGCCUACGCCUUCGAACCACGCGGCUGGGUGUUUGGUGGCGGCCUGUGCCACCUGGUCUUCUUCCUGCAGCCCGUCACCGUCUACGUAUCGGUGUUCACGCUCACCACCAUCGCCGUGGACCGCUACGUCGUGCUGGUCCACCCGCUGCGCCGGCGCAUCUCGCUGCGCCUCAGCGCCUACGCGGUCCUGGCCAUCUGGGCGCUGUCCGCGGUGCUGGCGCUGCCCGCCGCCGUGCACACCUACCACGUAGAGCUCAAGCCGCACGGCGUGCGCCUCUGCGAGGAGUUCUGGGGACCCCAGGAGCGCCAGCGCCAGCUCUACGCCUGGGGGCUGCUGCUCGGCACCUACCUGCUCCCCCUGCUGGUCAUCCUCGUGUCUUAUGUCCGGGUGUCGGUGAAGCUCCGGAACCGCGUGGUGCCCGGCUCGGUGACUCAGAGCCAGGCCGACUGGGACCGCGCGCGGCGCCGCCGCACUUUCUGCCUGCUGGUGGUGGUCGUGGUGGUGUUCGCCGUCUGCUGGCUGCCGCUGCACGUCUUCAACCUGCUGCGGGACCUCGACCCGCAUGCCAUCGACCCCUACGCCUUCGGGCUGGUGCAGCUGCUGUGCCACUGGCUCGCGAUGAGCUCGGCCUGCUACAACCCCUUCAUCUACGCCUGGCUGCACGACAGCUUCCGCGAGGAGCUGCGCAAGCUCUUGCUCGCCUGGCCCCGCAAGAUCGUGCCGCACCGCCAGAGUAUGACUGUCAGCGUGGUCAUCUAGUGCCUGUACGCCAGGCCUUGGCUGGGGACUCCGCGUCCGCUGGCCUCUGAGGGUGCCUGCCCGAGGCCAGACUGAAGAGCUUAUGCCCAGCAGCUGAGCUAAGCCAACGCCCCCAGGCCGGCCUCUUGCCCAGCUGUCUUGUCCAUGUGUCUUUGUAAAAUGUGAAGUGGGCUUUGGUGGGAGUCUAGUGUUUUGCUU
This is a messenger RNA of Trichechus manatus latirostris (Florida manatee), 1436 nucleotides long. RefSeq names its product prolactin releasing hormone receptor (gene PRLHR). Bases 135 to 1238 code for a protein of 367 amino acids. The record is from RefSeq and is a predicted model, not a curated record. Gene Ontology annotation, biological process: G protein-coupled receptor signaling pathway. Gene Ontology annotation, molecular function: neuropeptide Y receptor activity; neuropeptide binding. The transcript has 2 exons. NCBI's taxonomy places the organism in Eukaryota, Metazoa, Chordata, Mammalia, Sirenia, Trichechidae. Gene Ontology annotation, cellular component: plasma membrane; neuron projection.